Messenger RNA from Coccinella septempunctata (seven-spotted ladybird), 6211 nucleotides. Its product is annotated as dedicator of cytokinesis protein 1. The transcript is spliced from 23 exons. Gene Ontology annotation, cellular component: plasma membrane; cytoplasm. NCBI's taxonomy places the organism in Eukaryota, Metazoa, Arthropoda, Insecta, Coleoptera, Coccinellidae. The record is from RefSeq and is a predicted model, not a curated record. Gene Ontology annotation, biological process: small GTPase-mediated signal transduction; cell migration. Gene Ontology annotation, molecular function: small GTPase binding; guanyl-nucleotide exchange factor activity. Bases 150 to 5879 code for a protein of 1909 amino acids.
UUUUGUUUAUUUGUGUUUCUGUGUAUGAGUGAUAUUGUGAUAGUUCAAGGAAAAGUUGAUAUUAAGUGAUUCCAUUAAUUAAAAAUUCUUCUCAGUAAUGAAAUUAAGCCAUGUGAUUAGAACUAUAUCAGAUUUUCAACAUCAUCGAAAUGUGUGCCUGGCAAGCAGUUCCUGAGGAACGUUCAUAUGGAAUAGCCGUCUACAAUUUUCAAGAGGAUGGUGAUUACAAGUUGAAACUUACUGUGGGAGAUGCGGUUCACAUCAAAGAAGAGGAAGAGAAUUGGUACUUUGGCUAUUCCAUCAACAACCGACAUGCACAGGGUAUUUUUCCCAAAAGUUAUAUCCACAUCAAGAUGUGCACUGUGGAUUCCAGUGAGUCCAUACCGAAUUUCGUAUUGAAAGAACCAUCUAUUGCCCAAGAGAUUGCAACUGUUCUGAGAGAAUGGAAUACUCAUUGGAAAAACCUUUAUGUGACCCACAACAAAAAUUUCGAACCAAUCAAAAAUCACAUCUACGACUUGAUAAAUCAUAGGAGUAAGAUAAUAAGUGGGACGCUUCCUGGUGAUGAACUUAAAAGAGUAACAAAAGAGGCCACAGAUGAUAUAGAUCUUGGUAACAAAAUAUUGAAUUUAGAUCUAGCUGUCAGGGACAAUAAUGGGAAUCUCAUAAAUCCCGAAGAAACUAGUACAAUACAGUUAUACUACAAUCACAAAAAUGCUGUAGAUCGAAUGAGUAAAAGCAAGUCUGAACAGAAUGUUCUUCCCAAAACAGCAAUUCAACAAUACUCAAAUAUUUUUCUGGUUGCAAUAAAAAAUUUUACUUGUAAAAUGAACGAAGAUGCUCAGCUCCUUAUCACUCUGUACGACGGAAAAGAAUUCAAAUCAAUAACUGAAAAUUAUGUUGUCAGAUGGUCCAAGGAUGGCUUGAUGAGCGAUUUGGAUCAAAUGCAUAAUUUGAGAGUUAUGUUUACGGAUUUAGGAAAAAAAGAUUUAGAAAGAGAAAAAAUAUAUUUGGUAUGUUAUGUGAUAAGAGUUGGUGCUAUGGAAGUUAAAGAAAUAGAUCAUAGAAGAAGUAGUAAUGUUACAACAUUGAACCGCAAAUCAUCUGCAGAUAAUAUGAGAAGGCCGUUUGGGGUAGCUGCAAUGGAAAUAACGAAAUUUAUGAAAGGUGGUUUAGAAAGCGACUUUGAUAAAGAGUAUCCGAUUCAGUUUAUAAGUUGUGAAAAGGAUAAUUUGGAACAGACUCUAAGAAAAAUAAUCAGUAAAGAUUUCAAUAAGAGUGACAAUAAAAAUCAGGCUUUAUUUGUUAGUAUGAAACUUUUAAGAGGGGAUCUUAAGCAGGUCAGGGAAGAACAUCCGCAUUUGGUCUUGGGAAAUGUAUCCUUGGCUAGAAAAAUGGGCUUUCCUGAAGUGAUAUUACCCGGUGAUAUAAGGAACGAUCUUUAUUUAACAUUAGUAUCAGGAGAGUUCACCAAAGGCAAUAAAACUAGUGACAAAAAUGUUGAAGUAACUGUUACAGUUUGUAAUGAGAAUGGAAAAGCGAUACCCGGUGUCAUAAGUUUGGGAGGUGGAGUGCAACCCAUCAAUAAAUAUAAAUCUGUAAUAUACUAUCAUGAAGAUAAACCUCUAUGGUUCGAAACUUUCAAAGUUGCGAUACCUAUUGAAGAAUUCAAAACAAGUCAUUUGAAAUUCGUAUUCAAACACAGGUCUUCCAAUGAAGCCAAAGAUAAGGGUGAAAAGCCAUUUGCCAUGUCUUUUGUUAGGUUGAUGGAAGAAAAUGGAACAACACUGAGUAAUGCAAAGCAUAAUUUGAUAGUUUAUAGAAUAGAUCAUAAAAAGUUUGAUGAUCAAAGUGUAGAGUAUUUAAAACUGGCAUCACAUGAGAGUGAAAUUAAGGAAGGUCGAAAAAUUCAAGUUAAUGGAUUGAGUGUCAAUGUUAAAGAUAGUUUCACCCUAUCGAGUAACAUAUGUUCAACAAAAUUAACCCAGAAUGUUAUACUACUGGGUUUACUGAAUUGGGCAGCAAAAAGAGAUUCCCUGAACCAAACAUUACAGUCCUUGAUGAAAGUAGAUGGAGAAGAGGUAGUGAAAUUACUACAAGAUAUUUUAGAUGCCUUAUUCAACAUAUUGAUGGACCACCAAGAGACUGAUGCUUACGAUACUCUAGUUUUCGAAUGCCUUUUACAUAUCAUAAGCUUAGUCAGUAGUGAUUGGAAAUAUCAACAUUUCGAACCUGUACUUGCACUCUAUAUCAAGGAAGGCUUUAGUGCAACCUUAGCUUAUAAAAAACUGAUAUCAGUAUUAAACAAAAUAAUAAAUCGAUCUGUACAAAGUAUAUCAAAAACUAGAGAUGAAUUAGUUUUCAAAACAAUGAAAUCUUUACAACAUGUGAUGCGAUUCAUAUCAAGAUCCAGAAUUUUAUAUCUCGAAGUGAAUCCUGAAGUAAGCCCAGAAGACGAAUUUCGUGACAGUCUAUUGGAACUUUUUUAUAAUAUUAUAAAUAUGAUGUCUUCUGCCCAGGAUAGUAUGCUAAGAGAACAAGGGGCUUGUCUCAAAUUUUUACCCUCGACAAUAAAUGAAAUAUUGUUAGUUUUCAAUCACAAGGAAUUAAGUGAAUUCCUUUGUGAAAUGUUACGUAAGAUACCUGUAGGUAGAUUAACAAAACAAAAAAUGAUGACUGUAAAUGAUAUUGUACAUAGCCAAUUAUUUUUAUAUCCAGAGUGCAGAAAAAUUAUGCUUCCUGUAUUUACUGAACAAAUUAAAAUUUUAUUAGAGACAAACGAAGAGGGAUUAGGUGUCAGACCAGAUGGCAGAAGGCAAAAUCGAUCGGUUGCUAAGGUAGCGCAACUGUUGGGAACUACACAACAUUGUCUCAAUCAACAUAGAGGAUAUUCCGAAGAGGUGGAAUUAUGCAUCAAAAUACUCAGUGAUAUAUUGAAACUACUUCAUAAAAGAGGUAUUGGGAACACUUUUGAUGAUAUUCAAGAAAUUAUCAGAACAGAUCUGAGAACUGCAAUUCAAACACAUAUACAUAUGCAUAGGGAGAACCCACAUGACGGGAACUUGGUGGCAAUUAUAAUAGAUAUAUUUAGGCAGAUGACAGAAACCCACUAUACAAAUUAUAUCAACCAAUUUCAAACAAGAUAUGACAUAUUAGAUUUCCUCAUGGAAAUCUUGGUAGUAUUCCAAGAAUUGGUGAGCAAUCCAGUGUUUCCGACAGAUUGGUGUGAAAUGAUUAUGCUACAAAAUAGUGUCAUUUUAAAAUCAUUGAGACUAUUUUCUCACACGAUCAGAGACCACUAUUUCGAAAGAUUUGAGUACCAAGCAUGGAAUAAUUUUUUUCACUGUGCCAUAACUUUCAUGACCCAACCAGCUCUACAGCUAGAAACAUUUUCUAACACAAAAAGGUUGAGAAUAAUAAAAAGAUACAAAGAUAUGAGGAGAGAGACAGGAUUUGAAAUAAGAUCGAUGUGGUUCAAUUUGGGACAAUACAAAGCGCAAUUUGUACCAGGACUAGUAGGACUUAUACUAGAAAUGACAUUGCUUCCGGAGCCUGAAUUGAGAAAAGCUACCAUUCCAAUUUUUUUUGAUAUGAUGCAAUGCGAAUUUUAUUCCUCCAAAUACGUCUUUGAAGGUUAUGGCGAUACAAAAAGAGAUUCCUCUCAUGUUAAAGGAAAUUUCAAAAGUUUUGAAAAUGAAAUGAUAGCAAAGUUAGAUACAUUAGUAGAAGGAGGAAGGGGGGAUGAAGAAUAUAAAAAUAUGUUUCAUGAUAUCUUGAGAGAUUUGUGCAGUCAGCAUACCACAAUGAAAGAAGAAGGGAUUAAAUUUGUUGAAACGGUUUCAAAAUUAAUGGAAAGGUUACUAGAAUAUAGAUGCAUUAUCAUAGGUGACAACAAAGAAAAUAAGAUGAGCUGUACAGUUAACUUAUUGGAAUUCUACUCGGAAAUAAAUCGUCAAGAAAUGUAUAUCAGGUAUUUGAACAAAUUGUAUGAUCUCCAUAUAUCAUGUGAUAAUUUUACUGAAGCUGCAUUCACUUUGGAGUUACAUGCUAAAUUACUCAAUUGGUCUGACAAAGACUUGGGUAUGUUACUAAAAAGCACAAGGCAUGAGGAUUGUUCAACUCACAGACAACUCAAAGAAGCUCUCUACUAUAAUAUUAUUGACAAUUAUGACAAAGGAAAAAUGUGGGAAUGUGCAAUACAAAAAUGUCAUGAGUUAGCCAAGCAAUAUGAAGAAGAAACAUUCGAAUAUGAAAAUCUGUCGAAUAUCUACAAGAGAAUAGCAACAUUCUACGAUGAUAUCAUUAAACACAUCAGAUUGGAACCAGAAUAUUUUAGAGUUGGUUAUUAUGGAAAAGGAUUCCCUCAAUUCUUACAGAAUAAGGUCUUAAUUUAUAGGGGCAAGGAAUAUGAAAGACUUGCCGAGUUUAACAGUAGAAUACUGAAUGAAUUCCCUAAGGCAGAAUUGUUGAAUAAACUAACACCACCUGGACCAGAAAUAACAGAGUCGGAUAAACAAUAUAUUCAAAUAAAUAAGGUGGAUCCUGUUAUGGAUGAAAGGAAAAAGAAACGCUUCUCAGGCAAACCACUGUCAGAACCAAUUCUGAAAUACUAUCAAGUGAAUGACAUUAGGAAAUUCACAUUUUCUAGACCGUUCACAAGAAAGGAUCCUAACUUUGAAACAAGCAACGAAUUUGCCAAUUUGUGGUUGGAAAGAACUGAGCUGACUAUAUCUCAUCCCUUGCCUGGUAUAUUGAGAUGGUUUCCUGUAAUAAAUGUUGAGAUUCAUGAAAUAUCUCCACUCCUGUAUGCAAUUGAAACCAUCGAGAAAACAAAUAAAAAAUUGAGAUCUCAUAUUUUGAUCUUCAACAGGGACAAAAAUAUCCAGAUUAACCCUUUGAGUUUGACUCUGACAGGUAUUUUAGAUGCCAAUGUUAUGGGAGGCAUAAAGAACUAUGAAGAUACAUUUUUUACUGAUGCUUAUAGUAUAAACCAUCCACAAGAUGAAUUGCUAAUACAAAAGUUGAAAGACCUGCUGGCAAAUCAAAUUCCACUACUUGAAUUAUGUGUUCAAAUUCACAAAGAUUGCAUUCCAGUUGCUUUACAGCCAUUGCAAGACAGGCUUGAAAGUCGAUUCUCUUUGAUGAAAGAAGAUGUGGUAAAAAAAUAUGGAAUAGGGGUUUCUGAUAUCAAAAUAGAGAACACAGUGACAAUGAGAAAACAAUCUGCUAGAAUAACACCAAAUCACCAUUUGGAUAUCACAACAGUUAAUGAGAGGAUACCUACCAGCAUAAAAAGUAUAACUUCUCCCUACAAAAGUUUGACAUCCACACCAUCUUCAGCUCAUAAGAAAUCACACAAAACUCCAAAAGAGAAAAGAAGAUCAAGUAAAUCAGAAAUAAGCAGCCCUACAGGAAAUGGUACACAAUGGUAUACAAGUGAUAGCGAAAUCAACAAUACAACGAAUGGUGUAGCUCUCUUUGAACUGACUCAAGAGCUCACUCCAAAAAGGCCACUGCGUUCAGAAAUUGAAAGGGAAAAAAGAUUGAGCCGACCUCCAAGUGGACAAUUUGGACGACCUACCAGCACAAGUUCGAUAUUAAGGGGGCCAAGCAGUUCUGGGGCCAGUAGCAAUAGGGAUUCUGUUGGCACCACAGAUUCUAGUAUCAGUGAGGAAGAUAUUAUACCACCUCCUAUCCCGAUGAAACUGAGAAGUGAAAUAAACAGCGACUACUUCAACCUCGAAAAUACGAGCUUCUUGUAUUCUAAUCGGAAUUCAACCAGAUCUACCACAGGAGCAAACAAUGCCCAACCCUCAGUUGAUUCACAAAAUGAAAAAGAUGUCCCACCUACACCACCUCCAAAACCUCCAAAAAAAUAGGAUUUUUGAGGAGACCAAUUCAAAAUACUUACCAAAGAGGAUGAUUCAUAUACUUCCAGUAGAAAAGCUUCAUGUCACAAAUAAUAAGUAUAUUUUAUCAUGAGAUCAUGAAUUGUUAUAUUAAAUAAUCUACAUUCUAUUUUCUUAAAAUAAUUUUUAAAUUGAAUGCAAAGUUGCUAUUUAAAUGAACUGCACAAGAAAUAUUUUUGUUACCAUGAGUGCCAUGUUUUCCGAUAGAAUAAGUAAACAUUUCAUUAUUAUUUAGAUUAAUAUAUUGUCAUCUGCAUUCAAAACUGCCAAAGAAAAAAUGAUAAUAAAGCAAUUUGAUAUAA